Messenger RNA from Staurois parvus, 398 nucleotides. Lineage: Eukaryota; Metazoa; Chordata; Amphibia; Anura; Ranidae. The record is from the annotation of a GenBank genome assembly.
CCCAGGACCCUGCAUUCACUAUAUCCGGUCUCCCAUACUGCUGCCUUUUAAUUUUUUAGCUUUGACUGGAGCUCCAAUUUAAAGUAUUACUAAACCCAGGACACUGCAUUCACUAUAUCUGGUCUCCCACAGACCCUGCAUUCACUAUAUCCGCUAUGCCUGGACCCCGCAUUCACUAUAUCCGCUCUCCCCGGACCCUGCAUUCACUAUAUCCGCUAUGCCCGGACCCCGCAUUCACUAUAUCCGCUAUGCCUGGACCCCGCAUUCACUAUAUCCGCUCUGCCCCGGACCCCGCAUUCACUAUAUCCGCUAUGCCCGGACCCCGCAUUCACUAUAUCCGCUCUCCCCGGGACCAUGCAUUCACUAUAUCUGGUCUCCCACACUACACACAACAACAU